AUGGAUCCAGAUGAUGCUCCUCUGUCUCUCAGCAUCGAUGGUGCCGCAAGCUUUACCCUCGAGGAUGUUGCUGGCCAGUCUGAUCUACUAGUCCCACCACCAGUCCAUCACGACUUCUGGCUGCCCGCCUCUUCGCUCUUGGAUCCGAGCCUUGGGCUUUUCCCACCACUGUCUGACGAAGUCAUUGGCAUCACCGGCAACCAGCAGCAGCAACAGCAUCUCCCUCCCGAGUUCACUCCCAAUCUGUCUACCCUUGCUUCGCUGGCCCAGGAUCCGACCUGGACUCAGCAACGGCCCCGUCUGGGCCGAGGCAACCGAUUCCAAGAAACGCCAAACCGUUCCGUCCCGGAACAGCAGGCUCGUCCAUUAGGUGACUCCGGUUCUGGUACUGUUGCUCAGUAUUCGGUUCUCGCUGGCGAAGUGGAUCCGUAUUUGCUGCGACACAUGCGGUUCAAAGAUGAGGGCACUUGCAACUUUGGCCAAUUUCAGUUUCGUUGUUUAGCUGAGGAGCUGGAUCCCCACGACACACAGCAGAUACAACACCGUAUUCCUGUUCAGUUCCUCAUCUCUAAUAGUCUGCAACCUGACGUCAACGCUGAAGAAAAGACUUCGCUUUCCAAUUUGAUCCAUCCGGAGCUGGGAGUACGACUCGUUGGCUUAUUUCUACGCUAUGUCUUCCCCAGUCUUCCUGUACUAUCUCGGAGCGGCUUGCAAGUCAAGCCGGAGACGUUGAUUCCUCCAACCACCGCCUUGGAAAGCCUCCACCCAUGCCUGCUGGCGGCCAUAUACGCCAUAGCCGGCAUGUAUAGCCGCUAUGAUCCAGUCCUGUGUGUUACACAGGCUGACAAAGUCUUCCCCACGGCGGCUUUAUGGCAACUGUCGCACCAAAGCAUCCUGCGAGAGAUGCACACCUCAAAGCUACAUGUGCUGCAGGCCAUUCUCAUAUACAUCCAGAGGGCAGUAGACGACACCACUGCCACUACGACGGAUACUCCCGGAGACUGGCCACUUCUAGGAGCGGCCGUAAAUCUUGCAAAACACUUGGGUCUGCAUCUUGAUUGUCUGGAAUGGCCCAUUCCGGCAUGGGAAAGGAGACUACGCCGCCGGUUGUGGUGGAUCGUAUGCUCCGAGUCUACUUUCCGUGGCAUCCUGAGAGGUCUCCCGAGGUUGAUCCAUGCCGACGAUUGCGAUGUCAGUCCUCUUAGUGAAACUGACUAUGAGAUCGACAGUUUGCUGUGUUCUUCAGAAGACACCACCCAACACAAUCCCGCCCUGCCAGGUCCCUGUCCAUAUUGUCACCUGGGCUACGACUUUAGAUAUCUAGCAAGCUUGUCUGUCAUUGCCUACGAUAUCAACCAGUCACUGUAUACCGUGGCUGCCGCCAAAAGGCUUGCUCAUGACUUUCUGGCCACCUUGACAGCAGCAGAGCCGCUUCUGGAGAAGCUCGAUGAGUGGAAACGCGGCCUCCCGACGCAACUUUCUCCCUACAAUAAAUGUGACGUAGAUAGUCGUCCAUACUUCCACUCUGGAUCCGCCGCCCAUCUCAAGUUGGCAUUCCUUACCCUUGAGGUCUUGGUCUACCGUGCCCUGAUGCGCCCCUUGGACAACCUGGCCAGUCCCCAGGCCGAUAUUAGAGAGACCCGGAUAUCAUCCGGAGGUGAUAAUCAUCGCUGGAUGCGCGAUGGGGGAUCGGACAUAUUGGAGGGCGACAUGGCUGAAAUCGGCGACAAAAUCCGAGGUUCCAUUGAUCUCGCCAGGCGUGCGCUCACGUUCACACAAGAACUGAGGGCGAGUGCAUGCUUUGCUACCAUUUCCAACUUCAUCCUGCUCCUUUUAGUGCAAGCCCCAACGUCCAAGGUGGCAGGCGAAUUGCUUGCCAUACUUGCCCGAUGGAUAAUGAUACUACGUGAUCAAUCGGUCACAUUCACUUUCAUACGACUGGGUCUGCUGCGUUUAGACUCUGUCUUAUGGGUUGGACUGGAGAAUUCAUUUAGGUUCCCAGCCCAUGUCAAACAGGCUCUGCAGAAUGACCCUUUAUCAAGCAAUAUUCCCAACCGGACGAAUCGAGGUCGCGCCCAUAAAUAA
Molecule: messenger RNA, 2085 nt
Organism: Ilyonectria robusta
Lineage: Eukaryota; Fungi; Ascomycota; Sordariomycetes; Hypocreales; Nectriaceae
Product: fungal-specific transcription factor domain-containing protein
Exons: 3
Coding region: 1-2085 (694 amino acids)
Biological process (GO): DNA-templated transcription
Cellular component (GO): nucleus
Molecular function (GO): DNA binding; zinc ion binding
Source: RefSeq, a predicted model, not a curated record